AGAUCACGUGACUGUCAGAGUUUCAUUUGCCAAAACAGACUGCGUGGGGAAAGUAGCCAGACUGCUCAAAAACAGCUCAGAAAAUGCCUCUGUUUAUACUCGGGACAUGACCAAACAUCUGCUGAACACCUCUCGGGUAAAAUGGCUUUGUCAUGGGCACCUGCCAUUGUAGCGCUCUACUUCCUGUGUACACCUGUGAUAACAGAAACCACCAAAUGUGUUCCCAAGGACUUCGGUCAUGGCUCUGUGGUGUGUGUUUGCAAUGCCACAUAUUGUGAUGAUAUGAGUUUAAUAGCCCUCCCUCCGGUGGGAAAAUACAUGUCCUACCUGAGUAACAUGAUGGGCAUCAGAUUUGAGGUGGGACAUGGAACGUUUGGGAAGAACAGCACAGGGUCAGGUGUCAGGAUAACCAUCAAUCGCAGUCAGAAAUAUCAGAAGAUCAGAGGUUUUGGAGGAGCUAUGACGGAUGCUGCAGCUAUCAACAUAAUGUCGCUCUCCUCUGGGACUCAGGACCAGCUCCUGAGACAGUAUUUCUCCUCUGACGGAAUUGGCUACAGCGUGGUGCGUGUUCCCAUGGCGAGCUGUGACUUCUCUACUCGUUUGUACACUUACGCUGACACGCCUGAAGACUACAACCUCGACCACUUCACCCUGGCUCCAGAGGACACUCAGAGAAAGAUCCCUCUGUUACUGAAAGCCCAGAGCAUGUCCCCAAAACCCCUCUCUCUGCUGGCCAGUGCAUGGAGCGCCCCCACCUGGAUGAAAACCAAUGGUGCCCUUAUUGGAAAAGGCUCUUUAAAGGGGAAGCCUGGGGGCAAAGAGCAUAAGACCUGGGCACAGUAUUAUAUCCGGUUUUUUGAGGAAUAUGCAAAAUACAACUUGACUUUCUGGGCUUUGACCACAGGAAAUGAGCCCAGUGCAGGGAAAAUGACAAACUACAGUUUCCAGGCUCUGGGGUUCACCCCCGAGGAGCAGAGGGACUGGGUGGCUCUGGACCUGGGCCCAGCGCUCCAGUCCUCUCAGUUUAAACACACUCAUGUCCUGAUCCUUGAUGAUAAUCGACUGCUGCUGCCGCACUGGGCCAAAGUGGUGUUGAGCGAUGUGCAUGCUGGCAGGUACAUUCACGGAGUGGCAGUUCAUUGGUACUUCGAUCACUUUGUCCCACCUGAGUUUAGCCUGGGGACCACCCACCACCUCUACCCUGAGUAUUACCUGUUUGGGACAGAGGCCUGCGCCGGCUGGAGUCCACUGGACCGAGGGGUGAAACUGGGGAGCUGGGACAGGGCUGAACAAUACGCACAUGACAUUCUUCAGGAUUUAAAUCAUUAUGUGGAGGGUUGGACCGACUGGAACUUGGCUUUAGACCAGACUGGAGGACCAAACUGGGUUAAAAACUUUGUGGACAGCCCUAUUAUAGUGGAUGCGCAGAAUGACAUCUUCUACAAACAACCAAUGUUUUACGCCAUGGCUCAUUUCAGCUCGUUUCUGUGGAGAGGGUCUCAGAGAGUGGGAGUAUCUGCCAGUUUCAAAACAGAGCUUGAAUACACAGUUUUUAUCAGGCCAGACGGAGCAGUGGUGCUACUUAUAUUAAACAGGUCCUCAGCUGAGAUAAAGUUUGAGGUUUGGGAUCCUGAGGUUGGCUACUUUACCUCCACUGCUCCAGCCCGCUCCUUACUCACUUUUGCUUGGAACACACUAUGAAGACAAAAUAAAUUACACUUAUUUCUAUUUAAAGCAUUAGUUAGGGGUGGGAGAUAUGCCAAUAAUCCUGUAAAUUUUUUACAUUUGAAUACAAUUCAUACAUACUUUACUUUCUAGUUUAAAAAUAUCUAAACUAAAGCAAUUUGCAUCCACUUGUCACUCACUCAGGGAUUUUGGAGAUUAACCAAAAGGGAAAACCAAUGAAUCCUGAUUUCAAACACCUAAUUAGAAGAUCCAUUGGCAGAGUGUCCCAUCACAAAUCACAUUGUUAUAUCACUCACCUCUCGCCUUAAAGACUGCACUUUUUAACUAUUCUGUGAAAUAUUUCAAGUAGUUGCAAUAUCAAGAUUAAUGCAAAACUGAGAUGUAUGGUCCACACUUUUCAUGUUUACAUAUGCAAUAAACUCAUGAUUUGAUGGCC
Molecule: messenger RNA, 2122 nt
Organism: Boleophthalmus pectinirostris (great blue-spotted mudskipper)
Lineage: Eukaryota; Metazoa; Chordata; Actinopteri; Gobiiformes; Gobiidae
Gene: gba1
Product: glucosidase, beta, acid
Exons: 12
Coding region: 142-1701 (519 amino acids)
Biological process (GO): glucosylceramide catabolic process
Molecular function (GO): glucosylceramidase activity
Source: RefSeq, a predicted model, not a curated record